GUACAGAGCGGAGGAGAGGGGAGAGAGCGAGCGCGCGCGCGGGGGGUUCGUCGCAGGGGGAUUGACUGCGAUGGCCUUGAUCAGGUGCAACUGGCAGGUCUCGCCCCCAGCGGCGUGCCACGUGUCAGUCGCACGUUCAACCCCAAGUGGCAACGAGCUGUCGUCAGAUACGGUUGGUAACCUGCCACGUGUCCUGCGCGCCGAAGGAUGGCGAUGUCCGACGACAGCGUUCCAUGUGUCAGCUCCACAUUCACCGCUGAGUGGCGGCGAGCUGCCGUCGUCUGGUGCGGCGAUUGGUGGCCUGUCACGUGUCGUGAGCGGUGAAGGAUGGCGCCAAUCAACAGCAAUGAUGAGGCGAUGCGUUUCACAUCCCGCCAGUUCCUGCCGACACCUGUCCUCCUGCGAAGCUUCCUCAGCAGCAACGAGUUGCUGUGCACCUCAAUUGCCGCGCUUUUCGAAAAGCGCGGGAGAUUGGCAGGGGCCGAAAAGCGCGGGAGAUUGGCAUGGGUCGAAGGAAGGAAGGAGGAGCGUGGAUAGGAUGAGAAUGGUGGGGGGUGUGACAGCUGGCCUUCUCCGCCCAUCGCGCGCGCGAUCGCUUUCAGCCGCCGCCCGCCAAGCGGGUAAGCGCAAGGUGGCGGCAGCGGCGGUGCCACGUGGAUGGCAGGGACGGCAGAUUGCAGAUGGGCAGCGCGCGGCGUCCCGACCUACCACGUGGCAGUCUGAUGCACCACGUGACAAGAGGCUCGUCCCGCCGUCGGCUCUCUAUGGAGGAGCUACUGCUGGUAACGAGGGAGGGGAGGAGGAGGGGGAGGAGGGGGAGGAGGACUUGGGCAGUGAAGAAGGGGACGAUGCCGAUCGGGAUCGGGGUGCACAGCCUUCAGCGGCUGACAUGGCGAAGUUUCGGCAGAAGAUUGAGCGAAACUUCUCGUCGGAGCGGACCACUUUUGGCGGGAACGAUCUGGCAUCGUUGAUUCGCGCCAAAUAUGGGAAAUCGUACGACGUACAGCUCGUGAGGCGGAAAUUCAUGGGCAAAAAUUUAUUAGCACUGCAUGUGAUGUGGCUGUAUAGAGAGCACACAGCUUUCCCGUUAACAGAAGAGGAAUAUAUUGAGAGGCUUGAUGAAGUGGCAGCUGUGUUGCGUGAGAUGGGUGCGGUAGGGCAUGUAAAGCAGAGCCUUGAGAAGACGCGGGAGCGGCCACGUGUCGGCAAGGCAGUUAAUAUCUUCAUUGACCCAGGAGGAGCGGGGGCUCGAGCUGAUGAAUUUAUGAUAUGAUGAUGAUGAGGAUAAAGAAAUGUCUCGAGG
Chara braunii is the source of this 1303-nucleotide messenger RNA. NCBI's taxonomy places the organism in Eukaryota, Viridiplantae, Streptophyta, Charophyceae, Charales, Characeae. The record is from the annotation of a GenBank genome assembly.